This is a messenger RNA of Pocillopora verrucosa, 1161 nucleotides long. The record is from RefSeq and is a predicted model, not a curated record. NCBI's taxonomy places the organism in Eukaryota, Metazoa, Cnidaria, Anthozoa, Scleractinia, Pocilloporidae.
AUGAGGAAGGCCACCCAUGCCGAAGUCUGCGACGGGGUUGUGCAAGCUUGGAAAGCAGUAAAAGUUUCGUCCAUCAAAAACGGUUUUGGAAAAGCAGGAAUUACACGUGGCACCGACAAUGAUGCAUCUCAAACAUCCGACAUCAGUGACGACGAAACAAGUGGAAGAGUGAAGCAAGUUCAGCCAUUUGAAGGGUUUGCUCCAAUUGAUCUUGGUGGAGAGUUUAUCCAUGGAUCUAACACUGUGGUGAACAAGAUUGCUUGUGACAAUGGCUGGGUUGUUCUGCCAGCUUCUCAAUGUGAAGCUGGGGAAGAAGGAGAAAAAUUAUUCUACAAAGGAAAACUCUAUUCGACGAACAGUAAUCAACGGGAAAUCAGACUUGCUCGAGAAGCGUGGGCCGAAUUGAUCAACAGCAAAUACAGAAAUCAAGAAAAGGAAACGGAAUAUUUGUCUGAUUCUGUGAAGGUGAGACUUGAAGAGAAAGGCUUGUCACGUGACGUGUUGGAUGUAAUUGAUUGGUGGAAGAUGAAGAUAUCUGCAGGAUCCUUGGAUCACUAUGGAGUGCGGGAAGGGCGGAGGAGAAUGGAGUCCAAAUAUGAGUGGGGAAUUGAAGAUUGCAGACUCGCGGAAUCUUACUCACAGCUGGUGAAGUACUACUUGGCUAACAGUAUGGAUGUGGAUAAGCGUCUUAACUGGCAGGUUAAGGAAGUUGUUUGGAAAGGAGACAGGGUGAGAUCCAACAACAGUGGACGAAUUCUUCUGAAAAAUCAACAUGGCCAGGAGAUGACCGCCAAGCACGUGAUCAUUACCGUACCACUAACAGUCCUCAAAGAUGGCGACAUAACCUUCACUCCAGCACUUCCCGCUGACAAGAACAAGGCCAUACGCACGAUACAGAUGCUGGGCGCGUGGAAAAUCGCUUGUCGUUUCAAACGCCGCUUCUGGCCGGAGAAGCUGCAUCAAAUUUACAGCGUUCGUGGGUUCGCUAGUGAGAUAUGGACUUGCUCACAUGAUUGUCCCGACAGUGACGAAAAAUGUCACGUGGUUGUCGGGUUUGAAACUGCCGAGCCCGCGGAAGAGAAACGGUAUCUCAGCGGACAGGAAGUGUUGAGAGGAUUUUUGGGUCAUCUGGAUGAGAUAUUUGGGUAUCCUGUAUCCUGA